This is a messenger RNA of Acanthoscelides obtectus, 1052 nucleotides long. NCBI's taxonomy places the organism in Eukaryota, Metazoa, Arthropoda, Insecta, Coleoptera, Chrysomelidae. The record is from the annotation of a GenBank genome assembly.
GUAAUAUCUCAUUUUUGAAUUUUUCCGCGAUUGCAAUACUGCCUUCACCAGUGGCGUUGAAAGUGAAAGUAGUUACACUACAUUACAGGAUUGCAGACGACUGAGUGGCUUGACCAAUAAGGGGUCCUACCAGCUACCAAGAAUCGAUGACAUUUUGAAGCCUAUUGGAUGUUGGAAAGAGGACUUUGGCAGGUUGAAAUGGACGAAAAAAAUAAACAGAAAACUGCCUUUACAUCAUAUGCUGGACUUUGGCGUUUAAUGGUUACACCUUUAGGUUUAUGCAAUAAUCCAAAAAACCACAGAACACAAUCUCAGUAUGAUCGACAUCGUGUCACCAAAUUGGUCCUAUUUGAGUUCGUGAAUAAUUUCCUUUCCCUCUUCUACAUCGGUUUCAUCCUGCGCGAUAUGGAAAUGCUCAGAAGCCAGUUGCGAAACAUGCUGAUCAUGUCCCAGGCAAUCUGCAGCUUUCAAGAGAUCAUACAACCAGUAGCCAUGAAUUACUACUCAAGAAAGAUACAGAGGUCAAAACUCAAACUAUCGCCCAGCAUAUCACAACCAAAACUGUUCAAAAAUGAUAAGUUUGUCGAAGAAGUGAAAUGGAAAUAUACGAGGACCCCUACGAUGACUACCUAGAGCUUUUCAUUCAAUUUGGCUAUGUCUUCCUGUUUUCUUCAGUGUAUCCAAUAGCGGCAUUCUGGGCACUGCUCAAUAAUGUCCUUGAGAUCAGAGCUGAUGCGUUCAAACUAUGCAAAGUACUCCAGAGGCCGAUGUGUAGAAGAGUUAAAGACAUCGGGGCGUGGCAGAGAGCAUUCGAAGUCCUUGGAGCAAUCUCAAUCUUCACGAACUGCGGCAUACUGUACCUUAGUCCAGGUUUGAGGGAAAAGACCUCUAAUUUCAGCGAAGUGGAACUGUUACUAACCUUCGUUUUCCUAGAACAUAUCCUUCUAGGUAUUCGGUAUCUGCUGCAUAUAGCAAUAUCGGAUAAACCAGAAUGGGUUCGGGUUGCUUUAGCGAGGAAGAACUACGAGUCUAAACAAGCAUUAAAAUAUGAG